AUGACUGUGCAAGAAAAGAGACCUCUUGAUGAGGCAAAUGUUCAUGGAGAUGAAUGUAAAAAGCCAAACACGCAACCAUACGUGAAGGGAAUGGCUGCAAUAAAGCCCGAAUAUUUGGCUCCGAUUUCAUCAAAUGUAUUACAAGUUGUUGAGUAUGACGAUGACGAGGCGGAGAGUGGAGGUCGUGAAACAUCAGAUGCCAGCGGCAACAAUAGUAACAACAACAAAGGAAAGAAAGGAAAAAAUGGAAAGAAGGGACGUGGACAAAACCAUAACCGUGACUUGAAACAGAAAGGAGAUGCCGUGCGAUUGUGUAUGGUUAUGAUUGACCCAGAGGAUGAUGACACCAAAUGUGCCGCUGGAGGAGCAGAAAACUGUAAAUACUCCCAUAACAUUGAGGAAUACUUGGCUGCAAAGUCGGAUGAUAUUGAAGGUACUUGCCCUGUUUAUGAAGCCUUGGGUUACUGUCCUUCCGGUUUGAAGUGUAGGUGGUUACAUUCGCAUUACAAUAAGGAGACCAAGAAACUAAUUAAAGACUUAGAGAAAUUGGAGCGAGAGAAACCAAAGAAUCAUGAAGUCAAUAUUAUUGAUCGUGAAAGCAAGGUUGCUCUUCAAAGAAAGAAAUUUAACUUUGACAUAUCUACUCCAGUGAUUAACUUUUUGGAGUCACGAAAACAAAAGGAUGAUGGAAAACAAAAUAAAGAAGAGCAGGAAGCUAGCACUGAUGGUAAUGAAAAACAGGAGGAGCGAAAAGAUAACGAAGCUUCAUAUGUGGAACAACCGUUCAAGAUUGCCGAAAAAAAAAAGAUUAAUCUUCGUCGUGCCAAAAUUGUUUCACCAUUAACAACAGUGGGUAACCUUCCGUAUCGUCGAUUGAUGAAGACUUUGGGUGCGGAUGUGACAUACUCGGAGAUGGCCCUCGCUGUACCAUUAUCUCAAGGACAUCGUCCCGAGUGGGCAUUGCCCAAGGCUCAUGUAACUGAAUACCCUGGAUUUGGUGUUCAAAUUGCGAGCUCUAAACACUGGGCGGCAGCAAAGGCUGCAGAGGCUCUUUACAAGACCACACUGCAUGUGAGUGAAAUCAAUCUCAAUUGUGGGUGCCCUAUAGAUUUAUUGUUUAAACAAGGUCAAGGUUCUGCAUUAUUGGACUCUCCGCCACGAUUGAUCCGUAUAGUCAAAGCUAUGAAUGCAUCUUCAGGAGAUAUUCCAGUGACGAUAAAGAUACGUACUGGUGUUAAGGAAAACAAAAACACAGCAGUCCACUUAGUCAAUAGAGUCUUGGAAGAGACGCAAGUGGCCGCCAUAACUUUGCAUGGUCGUUCUAGACAACAACGUUAUACCAAGGAAGCCGAUUGGGACUACAUUGAAGAAGUGGGAAAAGUCGUCAAGACCUGGAAUGAAAAGAGGGAAGAUGAGGAUAAGGAAGGUAGAGAUACUAAUCCUACAUGGUUUGUUGGUAAUGGUGAUGUGUACAGUCACGAGGAUUGGUAUAAUGGAGUCAAUAGAGAAGGUGUUGACUCGGUGAUGGUUGCGAGAGGUGCAUUAAUCAAGCCAUGGAUAUUUGAAGAAGUUGAGGCACAACAAUAUUUGGACAAAUCCUCAACAGAAAGAUUGGCAAUGUUGGAGAAAUACGCCAAGUAUGCGGUUGAACAUUGGGGUUCUGACGAGUACGGUGUUAGCAAUGCCAGACGUUUCAUGUGUGAGUUCCUUAGCUUUACACAUAGGUAUGUCCCUGUGGGGAUAUUGGAGAGAUUACCUGCCAAGUUAAACGAGAGGCCACCAAAAUGGAUUGGAAGAAAUGAUUUGGAAACCUUGCUUGGCUCUUCAGAUUACAAAGACUGGAUCAAGAUCACGGAAAUGUUUUUGGGUAAAGCUGGUGACGAUUUCCUGUUCAUUCCAAAACACAAGAGUAACUCAUACGAAAAUUAG
Messenger RNA from Lodderomyces elongisporus, 1929 nucleotides. RefSeq names its product tRNA dihydrouridine synthase (gene DUS3). Gene Ontology annotation, biological process: tRNA processing. The coding region runs from base 1 to 1929 and encodes 642 amino acids. The transcript has a single exon. The record is from RefSeq and is a predicted model, not a curated record. NCBI's taxonomy places the organism in Eukaryota, Fungi, Ascomycota, Pichiomycetes, Serinales, Debaryomycetaceae. Gene Ontology annotation, molecular function: tRNA dihydrouridine synthase activity; RNA binding; flavin adenine dinucleotide binding.